Penicillium soppii is the source of this 1524-nucleotide messenger RNA. Its product is annotated as sugar porter family MFS transporter. The coding region runs from base 1 to 1524 and encodes 507 amino acids. Gene Ontology annotation, cellular component: membrane. The record is from RefSeq and is a predicted model, not a curated record. Gene Ontology annotation, molecular function: carbohydrate:proton symporter activity. Gene Ontology annotation, biological process: transmembrane transport; carbohydrate transport. The transcript is spliced from 7 exons. NCBI's taxonomy places the organism in Eukaryota, Fungi, Ascomycota, Eurotiomycetes, Eurotiales, Aspergillaceae.
AUGUUUACACAUCAAUUUAGAGGGAGGGCCCUUGUCUUCGCGGUCACGGCGGCCUCUUGUCAGGCGUUCUUACUCCUUGGAUAUGAUCAAGGUGUUAUGUCAGGCCUGGUUGGGGCGGACAACCGGUUCGGUCGAGAUUUCAAUAAUCCGGAUGCCGCUCUACAGGGAGAUAUAGUGGCUCUCUACGAUAUUGGCUGUAUCAUCGGAUCCAUUCUGGUUUUUUGCAUCGGCGAGAGAUUUGGUCGACGUUGGAUGCUCAUGAGUGGUGGAACCAUCAUGAUUUUGGGCACUGUUAUCUUGGCCUCCUCCACUACAGUCGCACAAUUGAUUAUUGGUCGGGUUGUUACCGGCGUGGGAAAUGGUAUGAACAGCAGUACAGCUCCUGUCUACCAGAGCGAGUGUGCCCCCUCCGACAUCAGAGGAACUCUCUUGACAUUACAGGGAACCAUGACAAUCCUUGGCCUUUGCAUAGCUUACUGGCUUGACUACGGAGCUAGUUUCACAGAUUCCUCCUUGCAAUGGCGCUUUCCCCUUGCAUUCCAGGCUAUUUUUGCUGUCUGUUUGGUCCUACAGGUUAUUGGACUUCCCGAAACACCGCGAUGGCUUAUGAAAAACGACCGGUAUGAGGAGGCCCGAGAUGUCGUUGCGGCAAUUAACGAUGUUUCUAUCGAUGACCCAGUUGUCAUCCAGACAUUGGCCGACAUGGAAAAGGCAGUCCAAGAAGAUAUUCAAGGAGAUCAAGUCGGAUGGCGGGAUUUUUUCUCCCAUGGAAAGACACAAAAUUGGAGACGAUUGGCUUUGAUUAUCUUCAUAGAGAUCAUGCAGCAAUUCACUGGAUCCAACAUGAUAAACUACUAUGCUCCAACUGUGUACACGGAUACACUUCAUAUGUCUAGAAAUAUGGCGAUGAUUCUUUCUGGGUGUACUUCUCUUGCAUAUCUCGUGGGCUCCGCUCUUCCGCUUUUCAUGAUGGACAAAUUUGGCCGCCGCAUUUUAUUGAUUGUAUCAGCGGCUGGACUCUCUUUGUGCUUCAUGAUGGUUGCUAUUUUGCUAUCCUUCGAUAAAGUCCAGGACGCAUACGGGGCUACAGCAUUUAUCUUCCUAUUCCAAAUCUUCUAUGGUCUUGGGUGGCUGCCUGUGCCCUGGUUCUAUCCAUCUGAGCCAUAUCAGAUCAGCACGACAUCUCUACGUUCCAAGAGUGCAGCAAUAGCUUCCGCCUUUAACUGGUUGUCUGUGUUUGCAGUUGUGAAGAUCACACCUAUUGCAAUCCAAAACAUUAAUUGGCGCGUGUUCAUCAUUUUCGCCAUUCUCAACUUCCUUUGGAUUCCGAUCGUCUAUUUCUUUUACCCGGAAACAAAGGGACUCGAAUUGGAGGAUAUCAACCUGAUAUUCGCCAAAGGCGGGCUCACCGGUGGCGUCUUUUCCUCGGGAGGUCGGACCGUCGUUCCUCAUCAACAUGCACAGGAAACCGAGUUGGAGGGCAAGCUGCAAACAGGCAUGAUUGAGAACAUCGAACUUACUUGA